AUGAUUCUGAAGGAUCCUCACUCAACACGGGUUAAACACCUUCGUAUCAUUAUUGUCGGCGCAGGCAUCGGAGGACUUCUCGCUGCAAUCGUGCUGGCUCAGGACGGGCACGAUGUCACAGUCCUCGAGCAAGCUGCAGAGUUCGGCGAGGUCGGUGCUGGGCUUCGCAUUCCUCCAAACAGCUUCAAGCUCCUGCACAGAUGGGGCAUCGACUUGACGUAUAUGAAGAAGACAUAUUCCAACGGCAACCGAUUUCUCCGCUGGAAGGACGGCCAGAUUCUACAACACAUGUCGCACGGCAUUCCAGAAUGGGACUUUGGCGGCAGCUACCUUAUGGUCCACCGUGCCGAUUACCAUGCUGUGCUGUUGCAGAAGGCGCUCGAGUUGCAGGUCGAUGUGCGAAAAGACAGCAGGGUGGACGAGUAUCUCUGGGACUUACCGGCGGUCAAGCUUCAUACAGGUGAACAAAUCGACGGCGACCUUCUUAUUGCAGCGGAUGGAGUUCAAAGCCAGGCCCGGGCGCACUUCCAGGGACACGAACUUCCCCCAAUUGACACAGGAGACAUCUCGUAUCGCAUCCUGAUCCCGGGACAAGAUAUAUUGAAAGACCCCGAGUUGCGUGAUCUUGUCUCACAGCCAUGGGUGUCAUCUUGGUGCGGGCCUGACGCCCAUGUCAUCGGGUACCCAGUCCGCGGAGGCGAAGUUUACAAUGUUGUCUUGUGCUGCGCGGCCAAGUCGAUGCGAGAUGAAGCCUUCAAAGACGGCGAGACCCGCCUUGUUAUCGGCGACAAUGCCGAGCUUGUCAGGCGCUUUGCAGACUGGACACCCCAGGUGCGGAAGAUUGUCGACCAUGCAGAAAAGAACUUUUUGAAAUGGCGCCUCUUCGACCUUGACCUGGUCGACAGAUGGGUCCAUCCUUCGGGCAAGGCUGUACUGCUGGGCGACAGCGUCCACCCUAUGCUCCCAUACAUGGCUUCAGGUGCGGCCAUGGCUUGUGAGGACGCCGCAGUCCUCCGCCAGGUCCUUCGAUCGACCUCAGACCGAGCGUCACUGAAGAGUACGCUCCAGAGAUAUCAGGAAUUACGGCAACCUAGAGUAUCAUUCCUGCAGAAGGCUGGACGGAGACUGCAGUACGAAUACCAUCACCCUGAUGGGCCUCUACAAGGAAGCCGCGAUGAGCUCAUGCUCAAGGACGACAUUGAGAAUCCCAUCUACUGGGGCCAUGAACAGAGGAGGUUGUGGUUGUUUGGCUUUGACGCCGAAGCGGACGCUGCUGAUAAACUCGGUCUACCUCACGACUGGGUCUCGCCGUCCUCACCGAACAAGGCGAAGAUUGCCACGGACUCGGUGCAACAGUAUUGCACAUCUACAGGAUCAUGGUAG
Messenger RNA from Exophiala spinifera, 1383 nucleotides. RefSeq lists its product as uncharacterized. Gene Ontology annotation, biological process: secondary metabolite biosynthetic process. Gene Ontology annotation, molecular function: FAD binding; monooxygenase activity. The coding region runs from base 1 to 1383 and encodes 460 amino acids. The record is from RefSeq and is a predicted model, not a curated record. The transcript is spliced from 3 exons. NCBI's taxonomy places the organism in Eukaryota, Fungi, Ascomycota, Eurotiomycetes, Chaetothyriales, Herpotrichiellaceae.